AUGGAUAAUUUACAAUCAAUUCAAUCAAAGCUCACUCUCCAUUCGGCUGCUGCCCAAAUUCAAAAAGUGUUAAACCUUUCGAAAUCAACCAAGUCCAAUCCUCGCAAAGUGUCGGAUGCUGAAAUCGAUCUAUUGAAAACCCUGUGCAAGUCGGAUAACAUCCGAAUCUGCCAGCUGGCCAGCGAAGCCUUCCUUCAGCUCACAAUCGAGGGAUGUUUAGAGCUUGGUCAAGCUGUUGGAGCACUUAAUAUGAUUCUUCCGCACACGACUCCUUCACAGUUUCAGGCACUGAGUACGAUAAUUUUUGAAUUAUUGCUGCUCGAUCUACGGCGUCGUUGUAUUUCUACCGGAAGCGACCAGGAUUAUGUGUGCCAGUUUGAUUUGAAACCUCCACAGCAUCCGGUGAUAGCGUUCAUCAGCGACGGAAGCGUUGGUUGUAUGACAAGUAUAAUGGAUAUGCUGACCAAUGCGUUGGACAACCGAGAUGAUAUUAUACGAAUGAACAGUGUCGAAUUCCUGCGACCCGUAUUGCUGCACCUAUUCGUUAACGCUAGUCUUUUCCCGGAGUGCCAACAGCUGUGGAAACUUUUGGUUAUGAAAUCACUCACUGACCGGCGUGCUAAGUCGAUUCUGUUUGAAAUUCUUGCUUGGCGAAGAGAAACAACAACCCACCAAACGUGUUACACUAUGAGUCUUCUCAUGGAAACUUUAGAGCUGAUUCCUCGGAACGACGAGUGCUGCAUAGGUAUGAGUAUGGAGAUUGCUUACUUAAUGGCUGCUGUAGCCAAAGAUUACAUUGAAUACAACUACGACCCAACACGGUGUUUCAAUCUUUUAAAAUCCGUUUGCACCGAGGCAAUGCAGUGUGAUCCACAGCCUUCCAUGGACGUUAUGUUGGCGAUCGCCGCUGACAUUCUGUCCGUUGUUAGUCCAGCUAAGAUAGAGAGCCUAUUGGAGUUGAUCAGUAUCAUUCUACCAACGUGUGGACAAAAUAGUCGCAUGCUAGUUAAAGAAGCCGUAAUUCAGCUUCUCGGCCAGCCUUCAUAUACGACGAAACUUCUUUUACUUUGUGAUACAAUCCUUCAAACGAUUGAACAAGAAAAGUCAUUACCAGAGCACACAGGUGUGAAUUUUUCAAGCGCAUCCCGCACGGUUUAUUAUCACAGCGAACUAGCCAAAUGGACUACCGUUUGUCGCUGGUGGUUCUCUUCUCCCGAAGCGGUCGAAGAAUUUCUGAGUAAAGGCCAAAAGCAGAGUGUACGAUUGUCCACCAGCCUCAGUCAGUUCCAUCGGGGCAUUUAUCUUUCGUUGCAUCACAAGGAUGAAGUGUGGCGUUCAAACUUCCAAUCCUUGGUUACGGUCAUGCAGCAGAGUGAACUUCAGGCGGCUCAAUCCAUGAUACCGCUACUGUAUGGUUUGGCCAAACAGAAGGACACCCGGAGAAGGUUGCACGUGCUGCAGACCAUGGCAUCGAUGGGAGCAAAGGAAAGUGUAAUCGGUGUUCUGAAAGCCCUCACGAAAGAUCUGGAUCGUGCAAUCUGUAUGGAUUUGUAUCUUCGGCUAUGGAAGGCAGAGCCCCGUACCUAUCCUUUGCUGUACGAUUUGCUGAAGGAUAAUAGUCGGCGGCAGGGCGAAGAUCUGUGGGAGCAUACGAUCGCCCGGGCGUAUACUAUUCGCGAAGUGUGUCUUAUAAAACCCCAACAGCAUGGUGAAGAUUUGGUGAACUUGUUCUCGGAGGUCCUCAGCAAUCCGAACAAUCAGGAAAAUGAAGUCGCAAUUUGUCUUUCACUCGACGCCAUCACCAGCCUGUGUGAAAACCACGUCGUGAAUAUUGUUUCCACCUGGAAGGUGCUCGGUUUUCGCUUCGCCAACGAAAAGCGCCCGCGAAUUAUCAAAUGCUUGUGUCGGUUCUUUGCCAAUGUGCCAAGCAUCAAGGUGACCACGCUGGACCAGGAACGGCUGGUGAAUCACAUUAUUGGAACGCUCUGGAACUACGUGACCGACUAUGAUGAUGGAGAAAUUAAUGCUGCAGCCUUGCAGGCAUUGAAACUGUUCAAUCCACUAUCGUUCACCCUGCGUCAAAUUCCCGAACAGUUUCGACAGGGUAUUGAUCUGCCAGACACGGAUGACGACGGGGUUUCUGAGGCGGACAGUGCCGGAUCGGUGUCACCCGAUUGUUGGAUCCAAUUGAUACUGUACUGUAAUCACGGUGCCGUGGAAGCAGUUGGCGAACUUGUGGCCUACUACAUCGUACGGGAGAUGGAAAGCUUCCGCGGCGGGGUCUACCAAACACCCGAGGGUCGUCCGGAACCGUCGAAUCUGAAAUAUCUUCCGCGGGCGAGCAUUCUUUCUAGCAUCGUCAACUAUCUUGUAGCUCAGAGCGCCAAAUUCCCUAACGUCGAUGAGCGUGUGCUACUUGAAAUGCUUCGAAUAAUCGCUAAACCUUUCCCGAAGCCGAUUCCUCCAUUGAAUUGGUGCUUUUUACACGAGUAUUUUGCCCACUGCUUCGAAAUGCGUGACCUUUGCCUGCAGAUUGCUGUCAAGCAAAUGCCUUACUCCGGGACGGCCAAGCGGUUGGUUGAAAACUAUCUCAAGGAACUGACCGAAACGGUAAUGUUGGAGGACGAUUUGCUGAAAAUUUACACCGCUAUCGGGGAGAUCACCGAAGCCGUGCAGACGGAAAUCUACAAACCAUUUCUGCACCUUUCACUGCACUUUCUUGCCGAACGGGCGGAGGAUAAGCGGUUUAGUGACAACUCUCCAUUAAUGAAGGCAAUGCAGCUUAUUGGCAAAUCUAUUACGAGGAAGUACAACAAUGAAGACAACUUUUAUCAUCUUUGUGUGACGUUGGAAAGCUUUUUCCUGCGGUUCGAUAUUAAAUCAAAGUUAUUCAAAAAAUACAUUGAAAUGAUGGUAAACCUUCCGGUGGAAAAGUGCACCAGUCUCCUGAAACCAGCCACCUGGCCGGAUGGUGAAAACGAGGAAAAACUUCAAAAGGCGAUCUACCUACAGUUUGCCUUCCGGCGCUACAAUCCCAACGCAACCGAGCUACAUUUUUACGGCCUCGGUGAUAUUAUUACAAAGGUUGCCCAAAUGGCCACCAAGAGCACGCUGAGUACGUUCUUUUUAAGUGGUCUGUACGGGUUUGUGCAACUGUUUGCAGCCGACGGGGAGGACGACAAACCGUUGAUCAAUUUUAUCAGCGAACUGCUCGGACUCAUCCAAUGCAGCAUAACCGAGGGGCACCAGGAUCAGCAAGGUGUAACGUUUAUGCUGGACGCAUUCUUCACAGCUGUGAUAAGCUUCUCGGGAUACGGCGAACUGCAUGGCGGGCAAGUGUUGGCAAAGGAAAUCCACCUUCGGUUGGAGCUUUUCCCACUCGCUUUGUGCACACUUUUUCAGCAAAACUUGUGGCGAGAAAUUGAAAUCAAGAUAUACGAAUUCCUUUAUCAUCUGUAUGAGAAUGCAUCAAUGCCGGAUGACUACAUGGAAUGUCUCAGAAACGCGCUAAUAUGUUGCAAGAAACAGCCCUAUUUCCAGCAGGCAAAAGUUUGGCCUAAAUUCGUUUCUAUGCGUAAAGUUAAUACAAUGUACAACGCCUGUUAAAUGAAGGGAAAAUCAUAUAAUUUACUGUAAAUAUGAAUAAAUUUCUUUUACCUACAUU
Messenger RNA from Anopheles coustani, 3664 nucleotides. Its product is annotated as focadhesin. Bases 1 to 3606 code for a protein of 1201 amino acids. The record is from RefSeq and is a predicted model, not a curated record. The transcript has 4 exons. NCBI's taxonomy places the organism in Eukaryota, Metazoa, Arthropoda, Insecta, Diptera, Culicidae. Gene Ontology annotation, biological process: regulation of post-transcriptional gene silencing.